CAUCUCGGCAGGUAAUCCGAGAAUAGUGAUGCCCGAUAUGUAACUAGAAAUGGAAAAGAUUCAAAAGACGCGGUAGAGUCGGUAACGACUGCUAACGACGACCGUUAUUACCUGGCUAUCAGAGACAUGCUUAUCGGGAAGAUGGACAUGUUCUGGCCGCCUACCAGAUACUCUCGAACCGCGUCGGUGUUUUUCCGCGCUUUGUACGCUUGGUAGACGCCGACGAUCGCCGAUAUCGCCAGCAUCCCCGCGAACACGGCACAGUCGAUCAGAUCGAAGGAUUUCUGAGCGGAAGCUGCGGUGCUGCUGUCCAUUUCGUGUCCUUUGUCUCUCUCUCUCUCUCUCUAUAAUCCUCGGCGAAAGAGCUCGAAAACGUAACGUCUCGUGUAUCGGAGCGCGCGGAACCGAAUACGACCGGGCCGCUUAAACGAACCGACUCGGAGAGACGAUUGAAUAAUUGGAGAUUCCGUCGUUAUCGUUCCCACUCUGUUUCCUCUCCGCGUUACCUCUCCGUUCGUUCUUUCCUCGCGUUCGAGCCUCGUAACGCGCGUGCGACCCUGCAUCGUCGUCGAUCGCUCUUCGAAACACGAGAGGACAAGACAAUUACAUCGGCUCGCUACCGGCGGACGACGCGGCGGCGCGCAUUUAGCGAAAUUGCCCGGCUCCCUCCGUUGUUUACCCGACCGAUUCGUUUACCUUCUUUCGAGCGUCUUUCCUUUCCCGCCUCCGCCUUGUCUCUCGCACCGAUCGAUUUCCGCUUUUCCGAUGCGCUCGAAAUGCCGCGAAUCGGCCACUCCUUCGCGACGUUCGAGACCGAUUCGUCGUCUCGCUACCAUGAUUCGGACGUAUCUGGCGAGUUUGUUGGCGUUCGGUUUGUCCGCGAGAAGACCGAGCGUCGGCGAGGAACGCGGGCUCUGGUACGCGAACGUGACGGGCGACUUCCUGUUGGGCGGCCUGUUUCCCGUGCAUCGAAAGGGCAUCGGUGGUCAGAGCUGCGGCGAGAUUCAGAUCGAGGACGGAGUUCAACCGUUGGAGGCUAUGCUGUACACGGUGGGACGCGUCAACGACGAUCCGAGGAUUCUUCCGGGCGUGAAACUGGGCGUUCUGGCUUUCGACACGUGCGACAAUCCCGGCUACGCGCUCGAAGGAGCUUUCCAUUUCGUGAAAGGUAAGAGGGAAAAUUUUGAUGGGACGAUCCGAGGACGGUCGAAGGUGUUUCUCGCAGGUUUCGUGGCUCGUAGCAAGGAAUUCGGACAGGGAGAAGCAGGGUAUCGAUGCGAGGAUCGCAGCGCGCCAAAGUAUCUGGACGGUGAAUUCGAUCGGGUGAUCGCGAUACUCGGUGCUCAGUCGAGUUCGGUUACCAUUCAGAUCGCCUCGGUGUUGGCUCUGUUCCCGGUGCCGCAGAUCUCUUACAUGGCUACGUCGCCGUUUCUCAGCAGCAAGGAGAGGUUUCCGCACUUUUUCCGCACGGUACCGAACGACGUGAACCAAGCGCGCGCCAUGCUGGAGAUUCUCAGGCGAUUCGAGUGGUCGUACGUGUCGGUCGUUUACUCGGAUUCGGAGUACGGCGACCACGGAUACGAGACGCUGGUCUCGUUGGCCGACGAGUACUCGAUCUGCUUCAGCGCGCCGCAUCGCGUCGUUCAGGAUCGGUUCACGACGGAGGAUUACGACAACGUGGUUCGCACGAUAGCCGAGAAAACGGAAGUUCGAGUGGUGGUGUUGUUCGCGGAAAAGUCGACGACUUUGCUCGUGCUGGAGGCGGCCAGGAGAGUGGGCGUCGGUUCGCGAUUCGUCUGGCUGGGCAGCGAUUCCUGGCCGGACGUUCGUCCGAGUUCCGAGACGCGAGAAAUCGCUGAAUUGGAGGGCGCGCUCGCCGUUCAACCGCUGUACGCUUCACUCUCGGGGUUCGACGAGUACUUUACCGGUUUGAAGCUCGAUCACGAACGAACGAACCCUUGGUUCCGCGAGUUUUGGCAAAAGUAUCACGACUGCGCGGACGAACGAGUCUCUUGGAAACGGGUGAGCAGAGAUCCGAGAGUUCGCUGCGACGAUCCGCGACUGAAGAUCCAGCGGAGCAACGGCUACAAGCAACAUCGGUCGCUGCACUUUGUGCGAGACGCCGUGUACGCCGCGGCGUACGCCCUUCACGAGCUGCACAGGGACGUCUGCGGCGAGGGUUAUCGAGGUGUCUGCGAGGAAAUGUUGCCGCUGAACGAGCGCGCGUUCUCUCGUUACCUGGCCAAGGUGUCGUUCAAAGACGAGGCGGGAAACGGAUUCGGGUUCGUGGAGGAGGUCGACGGGCCGCCGAGGUACUCGAUCUUGAACUAUCAACGCAGAGGAAACGGCUCGUAUCGCUGGGUGGUGGUCGGGAAUUACACGCAGAACGAGCGAGGACGGGCCGUGCUGCGGCUGGAUCGGGACAAUCUCCGAUUCCGGGGCGAACGGUACGCCGACUUUCCCGCCUCUUCGUGUUCCCGGCCUUGCGGCUCGAAUCGCAUCAUGGUCAGGGUGAAGGAGGAUCCUUGCUGCUGGAGGUGUCAGAGCUGCGGCCUCUACCGGUACAAGGUGGACGAGCAGAGGUGCGAGGAGUGCGAGUGGGGCAGUCGACCGAGCGAGAACGGGAGCAGCUGCGAGCCGAUUCCCGAACAGUUCGUCGACUACUCGAAUCCUUGGGCCGUCGUCGCGACGGCCNUGGCCGUGUCGGGUAUCGCGUUCACCUCGUUCGUCUGCUCGGUCUUCUGGAAGUAUCGAGACACGCCGAUGAUCAAGGCGUCCGGUCGCGAGUUAUCCUUCCUGUUGCUGCUCGGCACGUUCGGAUGCUUCUCGAUGACGUUCGCCGUCGUCGCGAAGCCCAGCGUCCACAGUUGCGCCGUCGUCCGUUUCGGAAUCGGUUUCUGUUACACGAUCUGCUACGCCGCGCUCGCCACCAAGAUCAACAGGAUUCACAGGAUAUUCAACGAUCCGGCGCGCAGUCCCCGCAAGCGACGGUACACCAGUCCUCGGUCGCAGUUGGCGAUCGCGUCGAUCCUGAGCAUGAUCGAGGUCGCGUUCGACGCGAGUUGGCUGCUGAAGGAACCACCGGCGGUGACGCACUCGUAUCCGAGCCGAGACGCGAACGUUCGAGUCUGCAAGGGUUCCGAGGACGGAUCGUACGUGAUCGGGUUGUUGUACCCGUUCGUGCUGACCGUCGCGUCCACCGUGUACGCGAUCAAGACAAGAAAGUGUCCCGAAGGAUUCAACGAGACGCGGCGAAUCGCGUUCGCCAAUUACGCCACGAUUAUUCUUUGGCUGGCGUUCGUACCGCUCUACCUGGCUUCCUCCAGCAACGAGGUGAAGGUGAUCACUCUGGCGCUCUCGCUGUCUCUGAACGGACUGGUGCAACUGCUCUGUCUGUUUCUGCCGAAAGUCUACGUGGUCCUGAUCAGACCGGAAAAGAACACGAGGGAACUGGUGAUGGCCAGACCCGCCGGCUCUUCGCAUCCGACCGGUCCCGCGACACCGAUACCGCCCUAAUAUAAUUCAUCGCGAAACCCUAAUAUAGAUACGGACGAGUUGCGGAUCGAUAGAUCGUUCUCGGAAAUAGCAUAUUUUAUUUGUACAAACUAUCGUAGCAACGACAACAGAAAACGUGUUAAAAUUAAAAAAUACCUGCUAUAGAGGUCAACCAACGA
Megachile rotundata (alfalfa leafcutting bee) is the source of this 3674-nucleotide messenger RNA. Its product is annotated as metabotropic glutamate receptor 6. Lineage: Eukaryota; Metazoa; Arthropoda; Insecta; Hymenoptera; Megachilidae. Gene Ontology annotation, cellular component: membrane. The record is from RefSeq and is a predicted model, not a curated record. Gene Ontology annotation, biological process: G protein-coupled receptor signaling pathway. Gene Ontology annotation, molecular function: G protein-coupled receptor activity.